AUGGGCGACCUGGCACUGACCGCGGCGCUGUUUUUGCUGCCGUGCGGCAUUAUCAUAAAGCGCUGCAUAGCAGACGGAUCUCUGUUCUCUCUGCACCCGCUACUAAACGCGGUGGCAAUGCUUGUUUGCUUUCCCAGUGCGUUACAAGUCAUGCUUCAGCGCAAGUACGAAACGAAUCAUCUGACCCGUGUCUGGCUGACCAAGCUCCAUUUGUUCCUAAAUGUGUCCGCUGGAGUCUUGAUGAGUGCUGCAGGCAUUGUUGCGUUUAUCACCAAGCAUGACACGGGGAACGAGCAUUUGGCAACGCCGCACUCGUGGGCGGCUGUGUGGAGCGAUGAUACUCACGCACUUACAGGUGUGUUGAUUUACGUUGGUAGUGUGCUCACCAUGCUUUACGGUCUGCACACAAGCUCAUGGGGCGUUCAGAAUCUCUCGUCGACACUACAGUUUCAGCUCACCAUGCUCAUUAUCGCAGCGCACGUGACACUGCUGUAUAAAGCUUUGAAGCUGCAGCGCCGAAAGGGUAUAGAGCAGCUAAAAAUGGCUAAGAUGGCUUAA
This is a messenger RNA of Plasmopara halstedii, 558 nucleotides long. RefSeq names its product Cytochrome b561/ferric reductase transmembrane. NCBI's taxonomy places the organism in Eukaryota, Oomycota, Peronosporomycetes, Peronosporales, Peronosporaceae. Gene Ontology annotation, molecular function: transmembrane monodehydroascorbate reductase activity. Bases 1 to 558 code for a protein of 185 amino acids. The record is from RefSeq and is a predicted model, not a curated record. The transcript is spliced from 4 exons.